Haliotis rubra (blacklip abalone) is the source of this 777-nucleotide messenger RNA. RefSeq names its product toll-like receptor 2. Gene Ontology annotation, biological process: immune response; toll-like receptor signaling pathway. The coding region runs from base 2 to 562 and encodes 186 amino acids. Lineage: Eukaryota; Metazoa; Mollusca; Gastropoda; Lepetellida; Haliotidae. Gene Ontology annotation, molecular function: transmembrane signaling receptor activity. The record is from RefSeq and is a predicted model, not a curated record. Gene Ontology annotation, cellular component: membrane. The transcript has a single exon.
AAUGGUUGUAAUGUUUACUUCAAUUAUUACUGUAUACAUAGUCUCCAAUAAUCCAGUGCGAUAUCGUAAUGCUUUACUGAAACUCUUUGGGUUGGGCAUCCAAUAUUUAACAGCCAAAGAUUUUGAUUUCACCUUCUUUGUCGCGUAUUGUGAGGCUGACAUUCCCUUCGUCUAUCGGAAAGUACGACCAGAGCUGGAACUGUGUAAUCAGCCUGUGCGUCUGUUCUUGAAGGAUCGGGAUGUUCUUCCAGGUGUUCCUAUCGCCGACGGUAUUAUUUGCGGUAUCACGUACAGCUGGAAGUCUGUUCUGGUGAUUUCAGAUGACUUCCUUCAAGAUUGUUCUCAGUGGUCACAAUUUACCAUUGAUGCAGCACUUUACUCGGUAACGGAUCUGAUUCCUAACCGGAUCAUUGUGCUACUUGUGGGCCCCGUACAGGUGGAGGACCUGCCUGAGCGUCUGCUGACUGUUGUAGAGGAGAAGUGCAUAUUGCGUGUAGAGGAUUACCAGGACAACGGAGACGGGACUCUGUGGAAGGAUCUCAGAAAAACUGCUGGAAUCUAACGUGUUGAAAGUUAUUAAUAAGACGUUGAUGGUAACAAUAGCCAUAAUCUUGUGAUAUGAUCUAAAACAUUCAGAAAAAGGAUAUGAAAGCUAUAUUAGGACGAUAAAAUGCUUCAUCCCAGAGAUAUAACAUUUCAGUAGUUCAGCCAUAAUUUAAGAUUGUUGUCAUGCUUAUUUAUUUAUCUGAAUUUGUAACAACAGUUCAUAGCAGCACG